CCGCCCCCCCGGUGCUGCCCCCGCCCGCCCAGCGCCGGAGCGCGGCCCCGCGGCGCGGCCCCGGCGGAGCAUGGCGGGCACGGGGGCCGCGGGGGGCGCCGGGGGGGGAGCGGGGGGGCCGGUGCCGCUGUGGUACCACCGGGACCUGAGCCGGGCGGCGGCCGAGGAGCAGCUGGCCCGGGCGGGGCGGGACGGCAGCUUCCUGGUGCGGGACAGCGAGAGCGUGGCGGGGGCCUACGCGCUGUGUCUGCUGUUCCAGAAGCACGUCCACACCUACCGCAUCCUGCCCGACGAUGAGGACUUCCUGGCCGUGCAGACGUCACAGGGGGUGCAGGUUCGCCGCUUCAAGACGCUGAGCGAGCUGAUCGCCCUGUACCUGCAGCCCAACCAGGGGCUGGUUUGCACCCUCCUCUUCCCCGUCGAGAGGGACAAGGACAAGGACCCCGCCGAGGACAGGGACUACUCAGAUGGAGAGGACGAGAAGCCGCCGUUGCCGCCACGUUCCGGCUCCACCAGCAUCUCCAGCAGCUCAGGGGGGCUCAGCCCCACGGGGCUGGGGCCAGAGGGGGGGGCAGAGAGCACCAACGGGCUGAGCAGCAUCUCCCACGAGUAUCUGAGGAGCAGCUACACGCUGGACCUGGAGGCGGUGAAGGGGGGGGCCAGCAGCCUCCCCCACCUCAACAAAACCCUCGUCGCCUCCUGCAAACGGCUGCACAGCGAGGUGGACAAGGUGCUGGGGGGGCUGGAGAUCCUGGCCAAGGUGUUUGACCAGCAGAGCCCCCCCAUGGUGUCCAAGAUCCUGCAGCAGGCGGGGGGGCAGAGCGGGGAGCAGGAGCUGGAGCAGCUGGUGCUGAAGCUCUCGGUGCUGAAGGAUUUCCUGGCCAGCAUCGAGAAGAAGGCACUGAAGGCCCUGCAGGAGAUGAGCUCGGCUGCCCCCCCCGCACCCCCCCAGCCCCUCUCCCGCAAGGCCAAGUGCAUCCCAGUGCAGACCUUCGAGGUGAAGCUGGACGUCACCCUGGGGGACCUGACCAAGCUGGGGAAGUCGCAGAAGCAGACGCUGAGCGUGGACGUGGAGGGGGGGCGGCUGGUGGUGCUGCGGCGGCAGCGGGACGCCCAGGAGGACUGGAACACCUUCACCCACGACAAGAUCCGGCAGCUGAUCAAGUCGCAGCGGGUGCAGAACAAACUGGGCAUCGUUUUUGAGAAGGAAAAGGACAAAACGCAACGGAAAGAUUUUGUUUUCGUCAGCGCGCGGAAGCGCGAGGCGUUCUGCCAGCUCCUGCAGCUGAUGAAGAACAAACAUUCCCAGCAGGACGAACCCGACAUGAUCAACAUCUUCAUCGGCACCUGGAAUAUGGGCAGCGUGCCCCCCCCGAAAAACAUCACGUCGUGGUUCACCUGCAAGGGGCUGGGGAAGACGCUGGACGAGGUGACGGUCGCCAUCCCCCACGACAUCUACGUCUUCGGCAGCCAGGAGAACUCGCUGGGGGACAGGGAGUGGGUCGAUGUCCUCCGUGCCGCGCUCAGGGACGUCACCGAGGUCGAGUACCGCCCGGUGGCCAUGCAGUCCCUGUGGAACAUCAAGGUGGUGGUGCUGGUGAAGCCGGAGCACGAGAACCGCAUCAGCCACGUGGGCACCUCCAGCGUCAAGACGGGGAUCGCCAACACCCUGGGGAACAAGGGCGCCGUGGGCAUCUCCUUCAUGUUCAACGGCACCUCCUUCGGCUUUGUCAACUGCCACCUCACCUCCGGCAGCGAGAAGACAGCGCGGAGGAACCAGAACUACCUGGACAUCCUGCGCCUGCUCUCGCUGGGGGACAAGCAGCUCAGCUCCUUUGACAUCUCCCUCCGCUUCACCCACCUCUUCUGGUUCGGGGACCUCAAUUACCGCCUGGACAUGGACAUCCAGGAGAUCCUCAACUACAUCAGCCGCAAGGAGCUGGAGCCGCUGCUCAAGGUGGAUCAGCUCAACCUGGAGAAGGAGAAGCACAAGGUCUUCCUGCGCUUUGGCGAGGAGGAGAUCACCUUCCCCCCCACCUACCGCUACGAGCGGGGCUCUCGGGACACAUACGUCUGGCACAAGCAGAAGCCCACAGGGGUCCGCACCAAUGUGCCGUCCUGGUGUGACCGCAUCCUCUGGAAGUCCUACCCUGAGACUCACGUCAACUGCAACGCCUACGGAUGCACAGACGACAUCGUCACCAGCGACCACUCGCCCGUCUUCGGCUCCUUCGAGGUGGGGGUGACGUCCCAGUUCGUCUCCAAAAAAGGGCUCUCCAAGUCCUCCGAGCAGGCGUACAUCGAGUUUGAGAGCAUCGAGGCCAUUGUGAAGACGUCCAGCCGCACCAAGUUCUUCAUCGAGUUUUAUUCCACGUGCCUGGAAGAGUUCAAGAAGAGCUUUGAGAAUGACAGCCAGAGCAGCGACAACAUCAACUUCCUCAAGGUGCAAUGGUCGUCCCGGCAGCUGCCCACGCUGAAGCCCAUCCUCUCCGAGAUCGAGUACCUGCAGGACCAGCACCUCCUGCUCACUGUCAAAUCCCUCGACGGCUACGAGUCUUACGGGGAGUGCGUCAUCGCCCUGAAGUCCAUGAUCGGCAGCACGGCGCAGCAGUUCCUCACCUACCUGGCACACCGGGGCGAGGAGACGGGCAACAUCCGCGGCUCCAUGAGGGUCCGGGUGCCCGCCGAGCGCUUGGGCACCCGCGAGAGGCUCUAUGAGUGGAUCAGCGUUGAUAAGGACGAGACGGCAGCUGGCAAAGGGAAGGUGCCGCUGGGUGCCAGAGCCAACCAGGACAGUGCCAAGUCAGUGGUGCGGAAGCCCCCCGGUGCCGAGCCGCCCCCCGCCACCCCGGCAAAGCUCCCAGAGGAGCCCGAGAAGGGCAGCACCGCGCCAGCCCCCCGGCCGCCCCCCGCCGCCCCCCACCGCAGCACCACCAGAGACGAGGCCACCUCGAGCCGGUGCAGGGCAGAGGUGACGGCGGAACCGGUGGCAGCGGGGGGGCCGCUGAAAAACAGCUUCAACAACCCCGCCUACUACGUGCUGGAGGGGGUUCCACACCAGCUGCUGGCACCGGGGGACCCCGGCAAACCGCCCCCCGCCAAGGUCAAGGUGCAGGUGCCGGUGCCCGAGCGGCGCCGGCACCCCUCGGCUGGGCAGCGCCGCGGUGACGAGAGCUCCUCGGACGAGGACACCGGGACCCUCAACCUGCCCCCCCCCGAUUUCCCCCCCCCGCCGCUGCCGCGGGAGCUGGAGCUGCCCCCCCCCAACCCCUUCUAUGGCAGCGUCAAGGAGCUGCCGGCACCCUAUGGGCGCGAGGAGCCCAAACCGCGGCUGAGCCCCGGGGCUGCCGCAUGUGGCGAGUCCCCCCCUGCACCCAAACUGCACCCGCGGCCCCCCCUGGCUGCCGGCGCUGCAUUUGGGCUGGAGGGGCCCGGUGGGACCCCCGCUGCCGGGGGGCUGCCUGCAGCUGGGGGGCUGCCCGUGGCGGGGGGGCUGCUGGACGACCGCUCCUGCUCGGUGCUGCAGAUGGCCAAGACGCUGAGUGAGGUGGAUUACGGCGGCGAGAAGGGGCGGGUGGCCCCCCCGCCUCAACCGCUGCUGGCCAAGGGGGGGCGGAUGGAGCUGCCCCCCCGCUGCCUGCCCCCGGACUAUGGCCACCCCCUCGCCUUCCCCCCCCACUCCAUCCGGGAGAGCAUCCAGGAGGACCUGGCUGAGGAGGCGCUGUGCCCGGCGACCCGUGGCGUGCGCACCGUACCCGGCGUGGGCGAGUGGCUGCGGGCGCUGGGGCUGGAGCGGUACGAGGAGGGGCUGGUGCACAACGGCUGGGAUGACCUGGAGUUCCUCAGUGACAUCACGGAGGAGGACCUGGAGGAGGCCGGUGUGCGGGACCCCGGCCACAAGCGCGUCCUCUUGGAGAGUCUCCAGCUCCGCAAAUAGCCGCGGCCGAGCAUCCCGCAUCCCGCGGCCGAGGGUCCCGCAUCCCGCGGCUGAGCGUCCCGCAUCCCGCCAUCACCAGCAGCACCCAUCACCAGCAGCUGGCGGGAGCACCGGGACGCGGGGUGCUGGGUAACGGCGGGUGGGGGGAGGACUGGGGGGGUACAGGGGGGUGGUGGGUCCUGGUCAGACAAUUUCAGGGGGAUGGUCCCAGCCAAAGGGGCCUCCCCUCAUUUUAAGUUAUUUUUUAUUUAUUGAGAGAAGGGAUCGAGCAUAUGUCUUGGGGGGGGCGGGGGGGGGUCCUGCAGUCCGGGUGAGGGUUUUGGGGUGAGUCCCGGGAAAACCCAGCUCCUACUGUCACCCCUCGCAGCCAGGGAGGAAGAGGAGGAGGAGGAGGAAGCUCGGAGCAAAGUUGUGUUUCAACAAAGUGCCUCUGUGAUGCCCGGCUGGUGCUGGGAUGGGAUGGGAUGGGAUGGGAUGGGAUGGGAUGGGAUGGGAUGGGAUGGGAUGGGAUGGGAUGGGAUGGGAUGGGAUGGGGGGGCUCUGGUAGCCCCCAUGCACAACACUCGGCAGCGCUUUGGGUGCCCGUCCCCCACCCUGGGGAUCCCGUCCCCACUUGGGUCAUCCCACCACCGCAGAACCGGGUCAGUGCCUUCCCCCACCGCCCCCCCGCCACCAUCAGUGCCUCUGGGGUGUCCCCCCACACUCCCAGUUUGCCCAUUUUAGGUACUUGCUGGAUCCGUCCCCUCCUGGGCUGUGUCACCCUUGGUGCACAGGGUCCCCCAUGGGUGCUCAGCCCCCAGCCUCACCAAGUGCCCUUUCAGGGGGGUCCCCAGGGCAGAGGGCCCCAGCGUGGGGGUCCCCCAGCUGUGCCUUCCCCCCACUUCCCUGCUGGAGUGAACUGCCCCAGGCUCUCCGUAUCCCCGUGGGUCACCCCCCAGGGGUGAUGGGGGGUUGAUGCUCAGUCCGGCUCCUUGGAUCCCCAAGACCCCCAGUGCUCCCCAGUCCCCCUGUCUGGGCCCCAUUGCUGCCGCUGCUCUGGCUGAGAUGAAGGAAGGGCAGGACACCCCCCGGCAGCCCCCCCGCAAUCUCCACCCCGUUUGCUAACGGGGCCUUUGGUGUGAACUUAAUCCUACUAAAAAUGCCGUCAUGUGCUGCCCUGUA
Molecule: messenger RNA, 5098 nt
Organism: Columba livia (rock pigeon)
Lineage: Eukaryota; Metazoa; Chordata; Aves; Columbiformes; Columbidae
Gene: INPPL1
Product: inositol polyphosphate phosphatase like 1
Exons: 28
Coding region: 71-3937 (1288 amino acids)
Biological process (GO): negative regulation of insulin-like growth factor receptor signaling pathway; phosphatidylinositol dephosphorylation; regulation of immune response
Cellular component (GO): cytosol
Molecular function (GO): inositol-polyphosphate 5-phosphatase activity; protein binding
Source: RefSeq, a predicted model, not a curated record